AUGCCUAACACCUACACCAUCACCGUCCAGAACAACUCUGGAGCCACACAGCACUAUGCCAUCUUCAACGAGCCCCCUGAGGUCAGCUCAACUGUCAGCUCCAAGGUCUGGAACAACGCUCUGAAGGUCGCCAACGCCGGGCCUGGCGACUCCACCACUUUCACCAUCACCUCCCAGUACUUUGCCUACGUUGGCUCUUCGACUGGAGUCCCUGGGCAAGAUAACGUUGCCGUCAACGUCUCCAACUCCAAGGCUGUUGAUGUCGGCACUGCGGAUCUCCAGGGAAACGCCAAGAAGGGCACCACUCUCUUCAUGGACAUCAUCGAGGGCGCUCCCCAGUACCCUAAGACUCUCGACGCGAGCGGCAAGCCUGGCGCCUUUGCCAUCAACACUGCCCCUGGUACUCCCGACAAUGGCUUCACCUUUAACAACGCAAAGGACAACAACUGGGUCAUUGGCCUCGGUAAGGUGGUCAACGGCAAGACACUCCCCGCCGCCACCAUCAUUCCCCAGCCAAACUGCACCUACCAGAUCCAGCCCAUCAACAAGUGGUACAUCACCUAUGGCAGCUACACUUCUGGCCAGGUCAUGAAUGUUGAGAUGGCUGGCCUCAACAAGGCUACAGUUGACUUCACCACUGGCUCUGCCAAUGCCAGGGUUGUCCACAGCGAUGGUGGUCAGAUCACCACCCAGAACUCCUCGGACUAG
This is a messenger RNA of Clonostachys rhizophaga, 708 nucleotides long. NCBI's taxonomy places the organism in Eukaryota, Fungi, Ascomycota, Sordariomycetes, Hypocreales, Bionectriaceae. The record is from the annotation of a GenBank genome assembly.